Cladocopium goreaui is the source of this 438-nucleotide messenger RNA. NCBI's taxonomy places the organism in Eukaryota, Dinophyceae, Suessiales, Symbiodiniaceae. The record is from the annotation of a GenBank genome assembly.
AUGAAUCUGCCGUUAUCCAAAUGGAGAUCAACUCCACCUUUUUUUAACCUGGGAAAGCUUUCUGGAAAUUUCCAUCGACGGCUUGGACAGGAGCUGAUCAACGUCGCCAAGAAAGUGAAGACACCGUCCCUGGCGUGGGCCCCGGGAUGCCCUGGGACGUCCACCGUCAGUGCCGUUUUCCUGAAGGGCGAGCUGGGGCAGAUCCAGGAAAGGGCCAAGGAUGUGCAGAGCAUGUUGGAGCACACCACUUUGGAGAAGGUCACCUCCUUCACUCAGAUUUUCUGGGAUCCAGACCCAGAGCACACUUUGGUGGAAGAGGACAAGGAAUGGGUCAGCCUGUACUAUGAGCUCCCCGACGAGGAUGAGAAUCCUGAAAGAUGUGGACCCUGGCCCCUUGCCCUGCUGCUGGGGAUGUGGACCAUGGGGUUUUUCGACUGA